Molecule: messenger RNA, 876 nt
Organism: Haemonchus placei
Lineage: Eukaryota; Metazoa; Nematoda; Chromadorea; Rhabditida; Trichostrongylidae
Source: the annotation of a GenBank genome assembly
AAAGAUAAAAGGGUUCGCGGCUUUCCUCAUUUGAUCUGCCUUAUCCGUCCAGGUAACACUUACAAUGGCUUUCGAUUACUAUUAUUUCAUCCUUCUUAUUGUUGGCUUUCAGAGCUUGCUAGCGAUGCAAUGCCACAGAUUUUGAAUAAUAUGCACAUACCGGAUGUGACCGUUAGCUCAGCUACCAUAUCAAAGAUACACAUUAAUCAUGUAGAGAAGCCAACGAUUCAGGCAAAAUUCCUUCGAGACAGAGGUAAGCGUGUAUUAUUCUCUUUCAGGAUCGAACCUCAACAUCUCCCCAAGCCGUUCAAGAAAAUUGCUAGCAUGAUGUGUUCAAAAUGCUUCCUGGAAAUUUCUGCAAAUCUCACAGAACAGCCACGGGUCGAGAUCAAUGCUAAGCAAGGAGCUCGAGUUCAACUAGCCGGUGACGUACUUCUCCAGUUUCAAGGGCGUGAAGAGUUAUACAAUUUGAUCAAUGCUUCUACAAGACUUCAUGUUACGUUGAAACCGACUAUCAGACAUUCACGACUAUAUGGCGAUAUCGCUCUCACUAAUGUCGAUGUCAAAGUAUAUGACUUAGCAGUUGGAGGAGUCCUAUCGAAACCUAUUGAGAAACUCGUCUCUUUCAUCGUUCCACGAGUGCUAUGGCCUCAAGUCAAGAAACGAAUCCGCUUUGCAUGGAACAGAAGAGGUAUUCAACUGCCAGUACUGUGCGGUGUUGAACUUGAACAUCUAUCCUUGUCCUACAUCGAUCGAGCCGCUGUAAUCAAUACCGAUUUCCGAUUUGAUCUACCAUUGUUUGUACGAAAAUUUAAGUUGUAUCUUAUUCAAAAGUCAAUGACAUUUCGAGGUAUUCCCACAUAUGUUGAGAUCUAG